AUGUCUGGACGUGGCAAAGGAGGUAAAGGACUCGGAAAAGGAGGCGCCAAGCGUCAUCGCAAGGUUCUCCGUGACAACAUCCAGGGAAUCACCAAGCCCGCUAUUCGCCGCCUGGCUCGCCGUGGUGGCGUGAAGCGAAUCUCUGGUCUGAUCUACGAGGAGACUCGUGGUGUGCUGAAGGUUUUCCUGGAGAACGUGAUCCGUGAUGCCGUCACCUACACCGAGCACGCCAAGAGAAAGACCGUCACCGCCAUGGAUGUGGUCUACGCUCUGAAACGCCAGGGUCGUACUCUGUACGGUUUCGGCGGUUAAAGAUCGGUCUCCAUCAAUCGACACAAAGGCUCUUUUAAGAGCCACCCAAUUAUCUAUGAAAGUAUUAUGUUCCAGUGUUUAACUACUCACUCUUGUUAAUGAGUACUUCUCCAUUGUCUACCAAAAUCAAGAGUUCAGUUUCCGCACUGCAAUUCAUUCUUUUCCCCAAAGAUCUUGUAUCUAGUGGAUGGUGCGAGACUGGUUUCAUACCCAUACAAUUGGUAACAUACAACCAUUUGCACUAAUAUGCAAAAUUACAUCUAAAAUGAAGCAGAGAAGCAAUCAUGAUCGGAAGGUAGCCUAUCUGAUCUAGCUAGAUAUCUAACAACGUCUAAAAAAUACAAUGAAUAAUAAAUACAUCACAAGUAUACAACCAAUCAGAAGUGAGUAAAAUGACGCCAACCCGCCUCUUAAUAUCUUUGUCACUCCUUUUCCUGUUCAGCGGGAUUCUGAAAUUGAACGAGUAUCUGAAUCUGAAUAGUCGUCUAGUGAUAAUCAUACU
This is a messenger RNA of Sardina pilchardus (European sardine), 814 nucleotides long. RefSeq names its product histone H4. The transcript has a single exon. Gene Ontology annotation, molecular function: protein heterodimerization activity; structural constituent of chromatin; DNA binding. Gene Ontology annotation, cellular component: nucleosome. Lineage: Eukaryota; Metazoa; Chordata; Actinopteri; Clupeiformes; Clupeidae. The coding region runs from base 1 to 312 and encodes 103 amino acids. The record is from RefSeq and is a predicted model, not a curated record. Gene Ontology annotation, biological process: nucleosome assembly.